AUGAGGUGGUGGCUGCUGGGGGCCGCUCUGGGGCUGCUGGUUCUGAUCGUCCCUGAUGUCCAGGCCGGGAGGAGACCACGGGACCACGAGGGGGGGAGUCGCAGAGGAAAGAGGAAGAGGGACGGGAGGGGUCUCGGACGGACCAGAGAGGGGCGCUCCAGACCUCUGAAGAUCCGUCUAGUUCCUGGUCCAAUUAUCCCGGAGAAACCAGGUCCAAACUUUGGGAACACCGGGUUCCUGAACCUUUACAGGAACGUCCAGGAACAGCAGUCCAGCUACAGCGUCAUUCCAGGUAAGCCGGACCGCUGCGUGUACCGGGGUCUGACCAUGUUCGACCUGGCCGUCUGGUCCCCGUCGCCCUGCGUGACGUGUUUGUGCGCUGAGGGACGGGUGGUGUGCGAUGAGAUCUCCUGUCCCACAAUGCACUGCCCGUCCCCCGUCACCCCCGCGGGGGCGUGCUGCCCCGUCUGCAUGGACCCAGACUCGGAGCUCAGCCUCGACCUUUCUGGUGACUCCCCAGUUCCCAGUGACCCCAACAAGGCAGUCAUCCCGCUGACCCAGGAGGAGAUCCAGAGUAUCCUCUGGAGGGAGGAGGAGGAGCACCGAGAGGAGGAGGAGCGCCUGAGGAAGAAGGACGAGGCUAGGAAGAAGAGAAGGAAGGAAAGGAAGGAGCGGGAGGAGAAACAGAGGAAGCUGGUGGAAGAAAGGAGGAGGGAGGAAGAGGAGGCACUGAGGCUGCAGGUGGAGAAAGAGGAAGAAGAGUGGAGGAGGCAGAUAGAGGAGGCAGAGGAGAGGAGACGGCAGGAAGAAGAAAAGAGGAUGCAAGAGGAAGAAGAGCGGAGGCAGAGAGAAAGAGACAAGGAAAUUAAAUUAGAGGAGGAAAGAAGGAGGCAGGAGACUUUAGAGAGAGAGAAACUCCUGGAGGAAGAGGAGCGACAGAGGGAGGAAAAGGAGGAGGAGGAGGAGGUGUGGCUGAGAGGAGAUGUGUUUCAGAUGAUCCCCAAAGAACGUGACCUCCUUCCAGCUCCGAUCCCAACACCUCCUGCUGCAAUAGAAGAAGAAGAGGAGGAGGAAGAAGAGGAGGAGAUGGUGACAAGGAGCAGAGGAGGUCUUCCUCCAGGUUGUAGCAUCUCUGAUGUUACUGUGACGUGUGAGAACAUCAAACUCACACACUUUCCUCCUCUGAGCAUCCCCGAGCUGAAAUCUCUCAGCCUGGAAGGGAACGACAUCAGCAGCAUCCCAGCAGGAGCCUUCAAUGGAAUUCCCAACCUGGAAUGGAUCAACCUGAAGAAAAACCAACUCACCUCUGCUGGCAUCGAUGCUAACGUCUUCAAAGGCCUGAAGAUGUUAAGACGCCUGUACUUGGACGAGAACCUCCUGGACAUGGUGCCCCCGGACCUUCCCUCCACACUGCAGGAACUAAAGAUCAGCGAGAACAAACUGAGAGGAAUAGAUGAAAACAGCUUCCAAGAUCUGAGCAGCCUGGUGACUCUGGAGCUGGAAGGAAACCUGUUAAGUGAAGGGAACGUCGAUCCUCGGGCCUUCGCUCCUCUAACGCAGCUCUUCUACCUCCGACUGGGAAGAAACCAUUUUCGUACCAUUCCACAGGGCCUUCCCAAGUCCUUACUGGAGCUGUAUCUUGAGAACAACCUGAUUGAAGAAAUCUCAGAGGCUGUUUUCAAUCGAACCGGGAAUCUGAAUGUAGUUUCUCUCAGACACAACAAGCUGGAUGAGACCCGGAUUGCCCCGAUGGCUUGGUUCAACCACAGAAACUUGGAGUCCAUUGACUUGUCUCAUAAUGAGUUUUACCUGGUUCCAUCUUUCCUGCCCAAAUCUUUGGUCCACCUGGUUCUGGUGGGAAACAACAUUGAGAGGAUACCCGGUUACGUCUUUGCCCACAUGGACCCUGGUCUGGAGUACCUCUACAUGUCCUUCAACAAGCUGGACGGAGAAGGAAUUGAACCGGAGUCGUUCUUCGGGACCCAUCACUCCAUGACAGAAAUGUGUCUGGAUCACAAUCAGCUGAUCUACGUGCCGAUUGGCAUCAGUGAAAUGACCAACUUACACUUUCUCCGACUCGACAGCAACAAGAUAAGGAGCAUCUCUGACGAAAGCAUCUGUGACCCGAACCAGGACCAGGAAACCCCUCUGGUGGGUCUGAGGAUGGAAAACAACUACCUGGACCCCCAGAAGAUCUCCCCGUCAGCCUUCUCCUGUGUACGCUCUGCUUCGAGCGUGGUUUUAAAACCUCAGAAAACCAAACGAUAA
Messenger RNA from Nematolebias whitei (Rio pearlfish), 2268 nucleotides. RefSeq names its product extracellular matrix protein 2, female organ and adipocyte specific (gene ecm2). Bases 1 to 2268 code for a protein of 755 amino acids. Gene Ontology annotation, cellular component: extracellular matrix. Gene Ontology annotation, biological process: extracellular matrix organization; positive regulation of cell-substrate adhesion. The record is from RefSeq and is a predicted model, not a curated record. NCBI's taxonomy places the organism in Eukaryota, Metazoa, Chordata, Actinopteri, Cyprinodontiformes, Rivulidae. Gene Ontology annotation, molecular function: heparin binding; collagen V binding; protein binding. The transcript is spliced from 11 exons.